Messenger RNA from Scatophagus argus, 2225 nucleotides. RefSeq names its product GA binding protein transcription factor subunit alpha (gene gabpa). Gene Ontology annotation, cellular component: nucleus. Lineage: Eukaryota; Metazoa; Chordata; Actinopteri; Scatophagidae. Gene Ontology annotation, biological process: regulation of transcription by RNA polymerase II; cell differentiation. The transcript is spliced from 10 exons. The record is from RefSeq and is a predicted model, not a curated record. The coding region runs from base 391 to 1716 and encodes 441 amino acids. Gene Ontology annotation, molecular function: DNA-binding transcription factor activity, RNA polymerase II-specific; sequence-specific DNA binding.
GCCUGGUUUGUCGUGCUUGGACUCUUCCCGCUAUUUUGUAGCUCACUAGCUAGCUAGCUACUCAGCUAGCUGUUGUCGAUUCCUGUCUAGCUCAAUGGGAAGAGGCCGCCUACCUUCAUGCAAUAACAACACACUCGGAGAGCGUUAGCUAACUUCCACUAAAGCUAAGCUAAGCUAACGCUGGCUACCACACCUUCGACGGCUGCCGCGGUUGCUUUCUCGUAAUCUAUAAAAUUGAAAUAACGUCGACUUUCAAACAAUAACUUCAAUUUACGUUAUACCAGUCCAGUGUUAGCUUGGUUGCUAACAGUAAAGCUGAUCAGAGGCUGCCACGGCGCUGGUCACCGUCCAGCCACAAACACACACCUGGCUCUCUCUGCCAGACACAGAAUGUCUAAAAGUGAACCAGAAGAGAUGAUAGAGAUCGAGAUUGAUGAACGGGAGAAACAGGCAUGCCUGGAGGAAGGUGUUGAGGAGCAGAACAUCACUGCUUCAGAUUUGAUCCAGCAAGAUAUCGACAUUAAUGAGCCGGUUGGCAAUUUGAAGAAGCUUUUGGAGCCUCGUAUCCAAAUAUCACUGGAUGCAUAUGAUAUCUGCCUGCAGGACAUUCAGCUUCAUCCCGAUCAUAGCCUCUUCGAUCAGGGAGUAAAGACAGAUGGUACAGUGCAACUCAGCCUGCAGAUUAUAACCAAACCAGGUGAAGAGAAAUUGAACAUUUUGGAGAUUGUGAAGCCAGUAGAAACAGUAGAGGUGGUGAUUGAUCCCGAUGCAGCAGGAGAGGAGGGAGCUCUGGUAGAGGAGGGUCAGCUCAUUGCUGUGGAGAGAUCUGGCCUGUCUGAUGAGACCUCAGAGCAGGUUACACGCUGGGCCGCAGCACUUGAAGGCUACCGCAAAGAGCAGGUUCGCCUGGGCAUACCAUAUGACCCUGUGCUCUGGACAGCUGACCAGGUCAUCCACUGGGCUGUGUGGGUAAUGAAGGAGUUUAACAUUGAUGAGAUGGAAAUUGGCAGCAUUCACAUUCCAGGUCGAGAGCUCUGUGCAUUUAGCCAGGAACAGUUCCUUCUCAAAGUGCCCAAUGGAGAGAUACUCUGGAGUCACCUGGAACUCUUACGCAAAUAUGUUUUGGCAAGCCAGGACCAGUCUGGAGGAGAUGCAACUGUCACCAUUGAUCAGCCUGUGCAGAUAAUUCCAGCUCAAGUGAGCACACCCACUACCAUAAAGGUACUGAAGCAGAGCCGAGGCCCCAGAGCUCCUCGUAUUUCAGGUGGAGAGGAGCGCAGUUCUCCUGGCAACCGCACAGGCAACAAUGGUCAGAUCCAGUUGUGGCAGUUCCUGCUGGAGCUGCUGACGGACAAGGAUGCAAGAGACUGCAUCUCCUGGGUGGGCGAGGAGGGGGAGUUCAAACUCAACCAACCAGAACUUGUUGCACAGAAAUGGGGCCAGCGCAAGAACAAACCCACUAUGAACUAUGAGAAACUCAGCAGAGCUCUCAGGUAUUAUUACGACGGGGACAUGAUCAGCAAGGUGCAGGGCAAGCGCUUUGUCUACAAGUUUGUGUGCGAUCUGAGAACUCUGAUUGGCUAUAGUGCGGCUGAGCUCAACAACCUGGUGACCGAGUGUGAACAGAAGAAACUGGCUCGCAUGCAGAUGCACGGCAUCGGUCAGCCCAUCACUACAGUGACCCUGGCCACCACAACACUAGACAAAGACAGCUGAAGGACGCCGGAAAUACAGCACCGCUUUGCUUUCCACCACUGAUCGGAAAUCAAAUCAGCUUUCUUCUUUAUUUGACACAACUGUCAAUGGAAGGGCUGAUACCCAGUCACUGAUGAUUAACAACUUUGUUACUGCAUUUACAGUUUGAUCUAAGUUAGACAGAGGCAGGUAAAACUUCUCUAUAGCUUUUCUUUAACUCUAACCAAGAAGAGAAGCGUGUUCAGGAUGAGGGUGAAUGUCUGUGUGAUUGCUGAGUGCACGUGACUGAAUGCUUGGAUGUGUGAAAAUCCAGUAAUCGGCUUUGUGUAGUGCGAUUCUUGUCUGUAGUUUAGGAUAAUUGCCACUGUAUAUACCGGUACUCCAUGUUUUUGAUAGACACAAGGACAAGCGUAUUUUCAUAUUAUCCAUUUAUAGAGGACUUGUUUUGUAUUUUAUUUAGUGUUUGUUCCCUGAAUUGUUGGACCUUUUCUGUCCACUAGGGGGAAUAAAGUUGCAAGCAUUUUUCUUAA